UACGGUGCAUGAAUUUAUAUAAUUGUGAUCAUCGCUCAAAUGGCAUCUAGUAGAUAGCAAGAAACCAACUAUUUUUUUUCAAAGAGGUGGUAAACCAUUGAUAUUGGAAUAUACAUUAAGCCUGAACAAGUACUGAAAACUGGAAACACAAGUAUGUGACUUUAUUCAUCCACAACUGAAUAUGUCUUUGAGGAAUGAAGUGUUGAGUUUAUAUCGUAAACUUAUCAGACUGUCAUAUAAAUGGGAAUCUUCACUCGGUAAUCCUGGCAGUGAUGGUAAAGAAAGAAUUUAUAUAAGGGAUGAAGCAAGAAGACUUUUUAAACGAAAUAAAUCGAUAACAGAUGUAGAAGAAAUAAAGCAGCAUUUAAAAGAAGGUCAAACCAGAUUAGAAUUGGCAUUGCACUAUAAGACUCCCUAUCCAAGACCUGUACAUUUACCACAACAUGUUUUACAUUCACCGAAGGACAAGAGGUUAAAAGCCCAGAAGAGAAAACUGGAACAGUCUAAACCUAUUUAUAUAAAAUCUUACACAGAUGAAUCCUGACACAACUUGUGUCCGAGAACUUUAUUUGGAGAUAUUUAAUGUUGAAACAAAGCAGUUAGACUGCACAGAUUUGUACUGGUGGAUUAAUUAUAUUGGUAUUCCAAGAAUAGAUUAAUACCUUUAAAACAAUUGUUAAAUUUUGUUUAUUGAAUGUUGUUAAAGGGACUCAACUGAGUUUUUUAACAUGACAGGACUGGAAAUAAUUUUUAGAAAUUAAUGCUCCAUUUGAUGUAGGUCUAGGCUAAUAACUUGUUUACAAAAUUUAAGAGCGUUCGCUCACUCCGAUUUUCCAGAAACUAUUCAAAUUGUUCAACAUGACCCAAAUUUGAAGAGCACUAUUUCUGAGUAAAUUUCUUAAUAAUCUAUUGCAUAUCUUGCUGUUUUAAGUGCCCCAGCUGAUCUAUGUAAGAGUUUCAAAUUUUAUGUUUGUAGGUUUUUGGACCUCAGUAGAGUUCCUUUAAUACAAUAUUAAAUAGUAUGAUAACAAACAUUAUCCUUAUAUGAUGUUAAGUAUGACACUUCAAAAGUUUUGUUAAGUGAAUCAAUGUUGCAGGGUUGUUUUGUAUUUAGUUCUAUGUAAAAUUCAUUUUCCUUCAUUUGUAUCAGUCAAUUGAAUUUUUAAUAACUUAAAUAAACAUUGUAGAUAUGCUGAAUGAAAUUAGAAAAAAGAAAGAAUAUAGUUUUCAAGUUUAAUAAUAAAGGUUGCAUUUGUA
Molecule: messenger RNA, 1257 nt
Organism: Ruditapes philippinarum (Manila clam)
Lineage: Eukaryota; Metazoa; Mollusca; Bivalvia; Venerida; Veneridae
Product: LYR motif-containing protein 1-like
Exons: 5
Coding region: 182-544 (120 amino acids)
Cellular component (GO): mitochondrion
Source: RefSeq, a predicted model, not a curated record